Messenger RNA from Chondrus crispus (carragheen), 1719 nucleotides. RefSeq lists its product as hypothetical. NCBI's taxonomy places the organism in Eukaryota, Rhodophyta, Florideophyceae, Gigartinales, Gigartinaceae. The coding region runs from base 1 to 1719 and encodes 572 amino acids. The transcript has a single exon. The record is from RefSeq and is a predicted model, not a curated record. Gene Ontology annotation, molecular function: RNA polymerase II CTD heptapeptide repeat phosphatase activity.
AUGCACCUCAAGGUCAGGCCGAACUUGAACCAUUUUUUAGAGACCCUGCGCGUCAAGUUUAACUUGCACAUUUAUACAAUGGGCAGCCGCUUGUACGCCGAUCGCGUCGCAAAGCUCAUUGACCCCGACAAUCGCUUUUUUGGCGGCCGCAUUACAAGCCGCGAGGAUUUUCCGGAGGGCAACUGCAACCAGAAAAAUAUCCAGCGCCUCUUUCCGUGCGACGACUCCAUGGCCCUCAUAGUUGACGACAGGGAGGAUGUGUGGCUCUCCGAUUCCACCCAACCUUAUAUGCCCAACUUGCUUCGUGCACAGCCCUACCAUUUCUGGGUUGGCAUGCAUGAGGCAUACGAUCGCGUCGCCCCACCAGAGCACCACAACCCAACUGCACACCAACUUGCGGACAAGCCCAGCGGGGGAAGUACGGACAAUACUCAACAACCCCCUGCUGUUCAAGGCACACUAACCACUAACUCUGACAACACCACCACCAUUGGUAACGGCAACGACAUUUCCAAUCACCGACACGCCAACCUUGAUAGCCCUGCCAACGACUCUCCAUUCCAACCAACUGGCCUCAAGGUCCAGCAACCGGAGGAAGCGGAUGCUAGACACGCUGAGGGCGGCAUGGAAUCACCCAAUUAUUCGAAUGACGUUGCAAAGAACAGCCCCACUGCGCCUGAAGAUACGGCCAUCACCGUGCUAUCACCGCCGCAACUUGAAUUAAGGCCCUCACAAACCGUUGGCCCUUCCGAAGGGACUGUCGGAGCUGCAACGAGCGAGCCUGAAAAGCAACUCUCCGCAACAAAUAUACAUGAAACUGAUAGAACAAAUGCUCACGACCACGAGACAAAAGAAAGUGAGCAGGAGAAUGGCGAUACGUCGGCCCGUAGCAUUAAACCUGAUGGGCACUCAGGCGAAGCGACGAAUGUGGAGAAAUUCCGUAGCAUUGCCAAAGGUUGGUGGGAAACUGACUCAUCUCCAAAGUCAAGAUCCCACCUCCUGCGACUGGCACAGGUCCUCGAAGACUGCCAUAAAGAAUUUUUCGAUAGAUGCAAAUCGCGAAAGGCCCACAACGGAGUUGAGGCACAGUCAGCGGGCCAGCAGUUUCAAUCACCGGCAGACGUAAAAGACAUUCUCUCUGAAUUUCGCAAGAAAGUGCUAGCGGGUUGUGUUCUCACCUUCAGUGGAUUGAAACCGAGGAAAGAUGCCCCCGAAACAGUUCCGGAAUGGAAUCUUGCUCUUCGCCUGGGGGCCUCUUGCUCUUCGGAAUUCGUCCACGGGAGAACAACGCACGUUAUCACUUCUCUAAAACGAGUGCCGGACACGCAAAAGUGCAUGGACGCAAUGCAUUCCGGAACUGCAUAUGUAGUCACAACGGACUGGGUCGAGGACUGUGCACUCAAUUUUGAACGACAGAACGAGCUUGCCUAUUGCGAAAGCGCACAGCAGAUGUUUGACGAUGGAGAAAAGUUCCGCGAUUAUGUGGAAACACGGCGCGAGAAGGCUGCGCAGGCUUUGAGAAAGCGGGGAAGAGAAGAAUUAGAUGAGAUUUAUGGAAACGAGGUUGUCGGAACUAUUCCGUGGAAGAAAUCUCGGGUAUCGGAAGAGAUGGAUGUCAUGGAUGAUACUGGAUUGGAGGGAACAAACGGCACCGCCGCAGUUCGCAUCCUAUCGCAUGAUGAAAUCGGAGAAGUUAUGGAAGAUCUUUUUGUGGAGUAA